AUGGAGGUGGAUGUCAGACAAAUGAUUCACCCUACAAGUGAAGUAGAGCGGGUGGUGAAAGCCAAUGACCGAGACUACAAUGAGAAAUUCCAGUAUGCGGACAAUCGUAUCUAUACGUCUAAGUACAAUAUUCUCACAUUCUUGCCAAUUAACUUAUUUGAGCAGUUCCAAAGAGUGGCGAAUGCCUAUUUCCUUUUCCUCCUGAUACUGCAGCUCAUUCCAGAAAUCUCUUCCCUGACAUGGUUCACCACCAUCGUGCCUCUGGUCCUGGUGAUCUCCAUGACAGCUGUCAAGGAUGCUACUGAUGACUAUUUUCGCCACAAGAGUGACAAUCAAGUGAACAACCGGCAGUCUGAAGUGCUCAUUAACAGCAAACUGCAGAAUGAAAAAUGGAUGAAUGUUAAAGUUGGAGACAUCAUUAAGUUAGAAAAUAACCAAUUUGUUGCUGCCGACUUGCUGCUCCUGUCCAGUAGUGAGCCACACGGUCUCUGCUAUGUUGAAACAGCUGAGCUGGAUGGGGAAACAAACCUAAAAGUUCGUCAAGCACUACCUGUCACCUCAGAACUUGGAGCAGAUAUUAGCAGUCUUGCAAAGUUUGACGGGAUUGUCAUCUGUGAGGCACCUAACAACAAAUUAGAAAAGUUCUCUGGAGUCCUCUCUUGGAAGGACAGCAAGCACACUCUCAGCAAUCAGAAGAUAAUCCUGAGAGGCUGUGUCCUGAGGAACACUCGCUGGUGCUUUGGAAUGGUUCUUUUUGCAGGUCCUGACACUAAACUAAUGCAGAACAGUGGUAAGACAAAGUUUAAAAGGACGAGCAUUGACAGACUGAUGAAUACCCUAGUCAUAUGGAUUUUUGGAUUUCUGGUAUGCCUGGGAAUUAUUCUUGCAGUAGGAAAUUCAAUCUGGGAAAGUGAAUUUGGAGGCCAGUUCAGAACUUUCCUCUUCUGGGGCGAAGGCGAGAAGAGUUCCUUGUUCUCAGGCUUCUUAACUUUCUGGUCAUAUGUUAUCAUCCUCAACACACUUGUGCCCAUUUCCUUAUACGUGAGUCUCACUCAAAACAUCAUGACUUUUAAAAAAUGUUCCAUUAAUGGGAGAGUCUAUGGUGAAGUACUAGAUGACCUGGGCCAGAAGAAAGAAAUAACUAAGAAAAAGGAGGGUGUGGACUUCUCAGGCAAAUCCCAACCAGAAAGAACACUGCAUUUCCGUGACCACAGUCUGAUGGAAUCCAUUGAGCUGGGGGACCCCAAAGUGCAUGAAUUCCUUCGCUUACUUGCUCUCUGCCAUACUGUAAUGUCAGAGGAGGAUAGUGCAGGACAACUGGUUUACCAGGUUCAGUCACCUGAUGAAGGAGCUCUAGUUACUGCUGCUAGAAAUUUUGGGUUCAUUUUUAAGUCUCGGACUCCAGAGACAAUAACAGUCGAAGAACUGGGAACACCUGUUACUUAUCAGUUACUUGCCUUUUUGGAUUUCAGCAACAUCAGGAAAAGGAUGUCUGUCAUAGUUCGAAACCCAGAAGGACAGAUAAAACUUUAUUCCAAAGGAGCAGACACUAUUUUGUUUGAGAAACUCCAUCCUUCCAACAAAGACCUGCUGUCUUUGACAUCAGACCAUCUCAAUGAAUUUGCAAGUGCAGGCCUUCGAACCUUGGCAAUUGCUUAUAGAGACCUUGAUGACAAGUACUUUAAAAUGUGGCAGGAGAUGCUUGAAGAUGCAAAAGCUGCCACCACUGAGAGGGAUGAACGGAUAUCUGGGCUGUAUGAAGAAAUCGAAAGAGAUUUGAUGCUACUAGGUGCCACUGCUGUAGAAGAUAAGUUACAAGAAGGUGUUAUUGAAACAAUUACGACUCUAUCACUAGCCAAUAUUAAGAUCUGGAUUCUAACAGGAGAUAAACAAGAAACUGCCAUCAAUAUUGGUUAUGCCUGCAAUGUGCUGACUGACGCCAUGGACGCCGUGUUUGUGGUAACGGGGAACACGGCUGUGGAAGUGCGAGACGAGCUCCGGAAAGCAAAGGAAAUUUUGUUUGGACAAAACACGAGUUUUUCCAGUGGACAUGUAGUUUAUGAAAGCAAGCAGCAGUUGGAGUUGGACUUGGGUGCAGACGAAGCUGUAACAGGAGAAUAUGCCUUAGUCAUAAACGGCCACAGUUUGGCCCAUGCUCUAGAGAGUGAUGUCGAGAAUGAUCUUUUGGAACUCGCCUGUAUGUGUAAGACUGUGGUUUGCUGCAGAGUCACCCCACUCCAGAAAGCCCAAGUAGUAGAGCUGGUCAAAAAGCACAGAAAUGCUGUAACCUUGGCCAUCGGCGAUGGGGCCAAUGAUGUCAGCAUGAUAAAAAGUGCUCACAUUGGCAUUGGCAUCAGUGGCCAGGAAGGACUGCAAGCAGUCUUAGCCAGUGACUAUGCUUUGGCUCAGUUUAGAUAUCUCCAACGGCUGCUUCUUGUUCAUGGAAGGUGGUCCUAUUACAGAAUGUGCAAGUUUUUAUGCUAUUUCUUCUACAAGAACUUUGCCUUCACCCUUGUGCAUUUCUGGUUUGCCUUCUUCUGUGGUUUCUCAGCACAGACUGUUUAUGACCAGUGGUUCAUCACCCUUUUUAACAUCGUUUACACAUCACUACCUGUUUUAGCCAUGGGGAUUUUUGACCAGGAUGUGAGUGACCAGAACAGUAUGGACUGUCCUCAGCUCUAUGAACCUGGACAACUGAAUCUACUUUUUAACAAGCGUAGAUUUUUCAUCUGUGUGGCACAUGGAAUCUACACUUCACUAGCCCUUUUCUUCAUUCCCUAUGGGUCCUUUUACAACUUGGCUGGAGAAGACGGGCAACACAUUGCUGACUAUCAGUCCUUUGCAGUUACCAUGGCCACAUCUUUGGUCAUUGUUGUCAGUGUACAGAUAGCCUUGGACACCAGUUACUGGACUGUAGUUAAUCAUGUCUUCAUCUGGGGCAGUGUUGCGACCUAUUUCUUCAUUUUACUGAUCAUGCACAGUAGAAGUGUCUUUGGAAUCUUCCCACAACAGUUUCCCUUUGUUGGAAAUGCAUGGCACUCCCUGAGCCAGAAAUUCGUCUGGCUUGUUGUUCUCUUGAUAUCAGUGGCUUCAGUCAUGCCGGUGGUAACAUUCAGAUUUCUGAAGAUGUGUUUAUACCCAAGCCUAAGUGAUCAGAUCCGCCGGUGGCAGAAGGCUCAGAGAAAGGAAAGGCCCAUACGAAACCGUAGGCCUCAGUCCCGCAGCUCAAGCUCCAGAAGAUCUGGGUACGCGUUUGCUCACCAAGAGGGCUAUGGAGAGCUCAUCACAUCUGGAAAAAAUAUGCGAGCUGAAAGUCCAGCCCCAACAUCAGGGCUGGAAAAGAUGCUUUAUAAUAACACGAGCUGGAUUGAAAAUUUAUGUAAGAAAACCACAGACGUGGUGAGCUUUAAUCACGAUAAGACAGCGAAACUGUGAGUCAAGAUGGACUUGAACCACAAGGCUUUCUUUUCGCUUCAUCUGGGGCUGAGCUUCAGCUGCUCAGGGGCCAAGAGCAGGGCAGAUCACCUUGCUUAACUUAAAUCUGUGACCUCCAGCUGCCAAUGCCUGUUACAUACUAGUGUGUUCUGCAGGAAACGGGGCCAGAUGGACAUCAUCCAGUUUGUGAUUCUGUGGACCAAGCCCUCCCUCAUGGGGCAAGCACAGAGUUUUAUUAACUUAAACACCAGUUGAUCUGAACUUUGAAUCUUAUUUAUGGAAAAAAGCUUGUAAAUUAGCAUCUACACUGGAUGGGUCCUGGGUAUGUAAAGGGUACAUUCCAGUGGUGUGUCUGAACCAGAAAACCCAUGUCUACAGAUACACCAUGUAUGUGAAGAGCUAGCUGCCUUCCCCAAAUGCAACUGCAGAAUUUAAAGCAUGCAGUAUGGUGCUCUCACAUUGAGAGUCAGUCUACUUCUAGUUGUGACUUCUAUUUGCCAAUCUAUCCCAGACAACAAACCAUUACAUGCCUAAAGAAUACAUAAAAUAUGCCUGUGGGAUUCCCUGUUUUACAAACCAGUCCAGGGACAAAAGAGACUGAAUAUCUUUGCAGAGGGGCUGCUAAUGUGGCCAGGUUUAUUCAGAAAGUGUUCUAUCUGUUCUAUGUAAGGAUAAAUACUAGUAAGUCUCCUAAUGUUUCAGUGACUUGUAUGACAACAUCAGUAGCAAUCUUCUGCACAUUAUACAAACUAUGGAAAGAACCAUCAGGGUGGAGGAACACCACACUUUGUUGAUAGUGUUCCAUACAGUCCAAGGCAAAGGCUGCCGGCAGACCCCAUUUUAUAAACAUGAGAAUCCAAAGGAAGUGAGUUAAUAGAAAAAUCGAUACUUUUAUUAUUUACUCAGGUUAAGGUCAUGGAGACUCGAUUCCUUUUUAGUGCCCAACUGUUGUAUUUAUAACUCAAACAUCUAAUGUAGAUGAUUUUUAAAAUUGACAUUACAGCCCAAUUUGGGGAUCUCUGGGUGAGCCACAAUUUUCUUUCCUUUAAAAGGCUCUGUGUUGAAAUUGCUGCUCUGCCACCUCUCACCUCUGUGAUGGGCAGGUAAUGUGCUGAUGUGCCCUUCCUGAGACUCAGUUUCCUCAUCUACAAAAAAACGAGGAUGUACUACCUACCUCAUGUGGUUGAUGACCAUCAAGCACAAGUUCUCAAACCAUUAGAAACCCAAUUCUCAUAUGAAUGUGUGAGUUAGGUUUCAGCUAACUCAUCAGAACAGCAGAGCAAUGGGAAGAGACCGUAGGACCUGGCCUGUCAGUCAUGAGUGGGAUGACCUCAAGGAAAUGAGGUUGCAAAGUAUGAUAGGAAGCAAGUAAAACUAUACCAAAGCCCGGGGAGUAGAUUUAUCUGCAAGGAAAUGAAAUAAAGCAUCGGUCUUACUAGUUUUCCAAAGUCAGCCUUUAGUUUUCUAGGCUCUUUCCUCUGGUCCCUACUCAAUUGCCCAUCAAACAAAACUGCUUUCUACAAAGAACUUGCUAAUCCUUAUGUGGCCUUGCUGGAUGGUGGGCUAAGGUGAUAUUAAUAGGUCGGUGUCCCAUGCUCAAUUAGUCUUUGUUUCUAAGGGUAAUUUUUUCUGAAUGGUACUUACUGAGACAAUCUGUAUGCAGGAGCCUAAUACCUAGAGCCUAAACCAAUAGCAAAUGUUAUCCCUUUUUCUUAUACAUAUCUAUGUUACAUAAAUUAAGAUUUUCAUGUCAAAUGAUCAGCUUAGUGUGCUUGCUUAUGUUUUAUAGCAAUUUUGGAAACUUUCAGUAAACAUUUUGCCACU
Cricetulus griseus (Chinese hamster) is the source of this 5259-nucleotide messenger RNA. NCBI's taxonomy places the organism in Eukaryota, Metazoa, Chordata, Mammalia, Rodentia, Cricetidae. The record is from RefSeq and is a predicted model, not a curated record.